AUGCAAAUUGCCUUUUUCACAUGGACACCGUGGAACAUGCCUACGGUGUCAGGUGUCCAUCGGAGGGAGGUGACCUGCCGGAGGAAGCCCGAGCGCGUAGCAGAGUGGCAGGCUCGUGUGAGCAGGGCCAUCUACCGCUCGUUGGUCUUGAGCGCGAGCCUGGUCGGCUCCUACACGCGGCCAUUUUUCGAGACUGACACGGCCGCUGAUGCGCCGGGCACAUGCGACGAGCCAGUCCUAGAGUUUUUCCGCAAGUUUGCAGUCUAUGACUUGCUGUCAAGCCCCAGCAGCGAGGGGGCUGUUUUUCGCAGGGCCGGGGCGUGGCUGCUGGAAGGCAUCCUCUUCGAGACGAAGGAGAGGGCCGAUUUUGAGGAUCGCUUCGGCCGGGGCUUCGGCUGGGGCGAGUUAUGCACUCUGGACAAGUGUCCCUUGAGCUUUCCCUCAUUGUCGGCCCUCUGGAAAUGUCUCGUUUCGGCGCGCACUUGGUUGUGUGGAAACUGGCGCAAGUCCUCUAGGCUUUGCGUUAAUAAAGCCGACGGAGACAAGCAAAUCAGAGAAUUGAUUGUCUUGUUCAAUUCAUUCGAAGAAGGAUACGCUUACUUUCCCAAGACGUUAAAAUGGACUGAGAAGCCAGCCAUUACAGCAUGCGCCGCUCCGGAGCCAGGAACUGGUUGGGGCAAGCUUCGCUCGCCUUAUGGACGCAGCGCCGAGACACUGGAGACACUGAAUUAUCGGCAUAGAAAUAUGAUGGACAACCCCGAGCUUGAAGAUAUCUGUCCACCACCGCUAGGGGUCAAAUGGUUUGAGCAUUGUCUAUGGCAUUACUUGAAGCUCGGGUUUGCCCCCGACGCCUUUGCGUUUGCGAGUCGCACCGAGCUUCAGCAGUAUGCGCAGUUCUUCCAUAGCUCCACUCUCUUUGCAGCCGACGAUUUGGAAGGAAGGCACAUGGCAAAUCCAGACCGCUGGCCAAUUUAA
Messenger RNA from Akanthomyces muscarius, 975 nucleotides. RefSeq lists its product as uncharacterized. The transcript is spliced from 2 exons. Lineage: Eukaryota; Fungi; Ascomycota; Sordariomycetes; Hypocreales; Cordycipitaceae. Bases 1 to 975 code for a protein of 324 amino acids. The record is from RefSeq and is a predicted model, not a curated record.